AUGGGGCAAGGCUUAGGGGCGUGCACGGCGCCUGAAGUGCGGUGCGCGGCGGCAGAACUCGUCAGGUGUCGCGCGUUCGUCCGCGUGACACGGAUCGACCCGCAGGAGGGCGUCUUCGAGGUGCGCAUGAAGUGCCUCUGGUCCUUCCGGACCAGGAACUCGGGGGAGCAGGCAGAGAUCACGAUGCGCGGAGUGCCCGGCAUCCGCAUGCCAGGCCUCCGCGUCACAGUGGAGGAAAGCAGGAUCUGGAAAGAUCUCAAUUUCGACAACAGCGAGGCCAUGGGGCUGUCGCGGAGCGGCCCGUCCAAGAAUACACUGUUCUGGAGGGGAACGUCGAUAUUCACCAUGAGCGGUUGGAAGGCAUUCGACUUGAUAAACUUUCCAUUCGACAGGCACAUACUGAACCUUGAGCGGGUUGAGUUCGUCUGGCGUUCUGACAAGGACUCUGCCGACUACCACAAGUCGCUGAAGGUGGUCCAGUUCACCACCGAGACAUCGUCCAUGCUGCCAGAGUGGGAGACCUACCACGCACUGGUUGAGCCUCUGGUCGUGCACGAUACCAAGCUGGAGCGCACGAUAGACCACGUUGGGGCGAUGAAGAUUCCAACCUACGCGACCAAGUUUUCGGUUCGCCUCCGCAUCGAGCGCAAGUGCAGGUUCUAUUCAUGGCAGGUGUUCUUCGUCGUGUAUCUGAUCACCAUGCUGUCUUGCUUCCCGCUCGGCAUGCCGCCACAGGAGAACUUUCUGGGUGACCGGCUGAACAUGUAUGCAGCGGGGGUGCUCACGCUGGUGGCCUACAAGACCGGCAUCAACGACCAUCUCCCAAACGUCCCGUACCAGACCUUCACCGAUUGGUAUCUUCUUGCUGCGAUUAUGACUCUCUUCUUCGCUGCGGUAGGCACGCUGUAUCCGUACAGGCUGAGUCAGGUCGUUGACGACAAGGAGGAGUACGACAUGAGGUACCAGAUCCUGGAUUGCGCCGAGAACGUCACCGCCGGGCUGCUGUUUGUGGUGUGGACUCUGGUCGUCGUCUGGGUCUUCUUCGUGAAGCCAGGCCGCAGGACGCCCUGGGACAGCAUCAUGCAAGCCGAUACCGAUGCCUUCGGGAGGGACGAUGCGCACUCUCUCGAGGAGGACGAGGAGGAGCCGCGAGCUCUUCAUCAUCUCGACGGCUCCAGCGUGACCAAGGACUUCCAGCACCUGAUGCAGACGCGCGCCCUGGUCCCCAAACUGCGCCGUCAGAAGCCCCUUCUGGAGUGGGACAGAGACGAAGUAGCGCACUUCCUCAGGACGCUCCAGCUCGGGCACUGCGUCGAGAAGCUCGCGGAGGAGGUCGAUGGCUGCACGCUCGCCGCCCUGUCGGAGCAGCAGCUCCUGGACCGGGGGUUCACGGCCCUGCAGGCGAAGAAAGUGGCCACGCGCGUUCGGGAGGCUGGGCGCUGCUAG
Messenger RNA from Prorocentrum cordatum, 1446 nucleotides. The record is from the annotation of a GenBank genome assembly. NCBI's taxonomy places the organism in Eukaryota, Dinophyceae, Prorocentrales, Prorocentraceae.